AAUAGUUCCGACGAAAUAAACCAAGUCGCAACGACAUCUCAAGCUUUCUCGGUUUCUUAUUUUUAUUUUUUCCGGUCCGUUUUGCAAUUAGGACGAAACCCUAAUUAGGCGGAGCUAUUGGUUUUUGAUUUCGGCGUCGACGCAAAUAUGAAAGGGAUUGCAAGGCUUGUAUCAUCUUCUCUUUCGCGACUCGGAUGUCGCGAGAUCGUUUCUGGAGGAAGUACUGUUUCUUCUUCGUCUUCCUCUCUUCUCCUAUCUCGUCGCUCGCUUUUCAUCUCUGCGACUAACUUACUCGAUUCUCCGGCGUCAAAUUCUCUUCUUACCUCUUCUUCGAGAUCUUCUUUGCUUCCUCAGAAAUGGACCUUCCUCGGAGGGCAGAGAAGAACGAUGUUUAUUCAAACACAAUCAACUCCGAAUCCUUCUUCUCUGAUGUUUUAUCCUGGCAAAUCAGUCAUGGAGGUUGGAAGCGCGGAUUUUCCUAAUGUUCGUUCAGCUUUGGGUUCGCCAUUAGCCAAGGCUAUUUACUCCAUUGAUGGUGUUGUUCGAGUUUUCUUUGGGUCUGAUUUUGUUACUGUUACAAAGUCAGAUGAUGUCUCAUGGGAUAUCCUCAAGCCUGAGAUAUUUGCGGCAGUCAUGGAUUUCUACUCUUCUGGCCAGCCUUUGUUUCUGGAUGCACAAGCUGCUGCUGCCAAGGAUACUGCUAUCAGCGAGGAUGACUCUGAAACUGUAGCAAUGAUCAAGGAACUCUUAGAAACACGCAUCAGACCAGCAGUCCAAGAUGAUGGUGGGGACAUUGAGUAUUGUGGGUUUGAUCCGGAAAGCGGUAUAGUGAAGCUGAGGAUGCAAGGAGCUUGUAGCGGUUGCCCAAGCUCAUCUGUUACUUUGAAAUCGGGAAUCGAAAACAUGCUGAUGCAUUACAUAUCUGAGGUGAAAGGUGUAGAACAAGAGUUUGAUGGGGAAGAUGGGGAAGAGGGCACGUUGUCUGGAGAGAUGAGAGAGUAGUAGAAUAAAAGAUAUCUCCGUCAAGCUUCUCUUCUUCUCUACUAUGAUAUCUACUCUGCUCUCUUUUAGUGUACAGAAGAAUAAUAAUUCCUAGUGAGUGCAUGUUUUUUUUGCUUCAACCCUCACACUUCAAAAAUCUACUUGAGAGAGAGAUCUCACAGUUUUAUUUAUUUUCUGAGUAAAAAAAAAAAAACAAUACGA
Messenger RNA from Camelina sativa (false flax), 1203 nucleotides. RefSeq names its product nifU-like protein 4, mitochondrial. Gene Ontology annotation, molecular function: iron-sulfur cluster binding; iron ion binding. The record is from RefSeq and is a predicted model, not a curated record. Gene Ontology annotation, biological process: iron-sulfur cluster assembly. Gene Ontology annotation, cellular component: mitochondrion. Lineage: Eukaryota; Viridiplantae; Streptophyta; Magnoliopsida; Brassicales; Brassicaceae.